This is a messenger RNA of Dimorphilus gyrociliatus, 6552 nucleotides long. NCBI's taxonomy places the organism in Eukaryota, Metazoa, Annelida, Polychaeta, Dinophilidae. The record is from the annotation of a GenBank genome assembly.
AUACUUUAAUGGCGCUGUCCAUUGUAGCCAUUUUCUUUCUUAACGCUUGAUUUUCUUGUGAAUUUUUAACACAAAGAUAUGGGAGGAACAACCUCCAAAGCUGGCGAUGGCUUUCCCGGAACACGGGAGGAUAUCGACACAUCGUUUUUAGAACAUUUGGAUGAAGAUAUACGUAGACAAUUAGAAGACUAUGACAGAGGGAAAACUUUGAAAAUAGAAGAACUUCGUGAUAAGCUAACCAGUUUUGAUGAAGAAAGAGAAAUUGAGCGCAAGAGGUAUGACGAUACCAUCAGUGACCUUAACUCUCGACUGGAAAAGCAAGUCACAUCAUUCGUCGAUCUUCAGUCAAAUAUGGAUGGAAUAGGCGACAAAUAUAGAAAUACAUGCAACGAGUUAAGAAACUUACAGGAACAACUUGUUAGGGUGGAAAAGUCAAAGCACGAAGCCGACCUGAAUGUUUCAUCUAUAUUACUGGAGAAAAAAGAAUAUGAAAAUAUGUUAGAGAGAAAGAAAAUUGAAAUUGAUGCUCUACACGAUGAGUGGGAAAAGCUUUCGACAAAAUAUUCGGCAUCUGAAAGACAAAAGUGCGAAAUGUCAGCGUCCCUAGAAGAAUUAAAAUCAAAGUGUAAUUUAGCACAGGGAAGGGAGAGUCAGGCAAGCGAUCAACUUAAAAAUAUGAAAUUUAAGUACGACUUGCUAAUUGAAGACUUUGAAAAAAAUACGAAAGAAUUACAUAAAGUUCGAAGUGAAACUUCAUCAAAAGUUAUCCAGUUGACAUCAGAAAUUGAUGUCAAGAAAGACGAAAUUAAAUCUGCUAUGGAUUUAAACAACGAAUUACGUAGAACCAAUAAAAAUUUAGAAACUCAAGUGGCAAAUUACGUCAAGAAACUACAAGAGAUGAGAGACAAUGAUUCAAACUUAGAAGAACGUUUUACGAAUGAACUUAUGGCAAAAGAUAAACUUGUAACCAUACUGCAAACUUCACUUGAAAGUAGCGAAGCAAAGAUUAAGGAAUUAGAUACUGCUUGUACUGAAAUGAAAGGAUUACUCGAUGAUUCAACAGAAGCCUAUAAGACGCUGCAAGCAGAAAAAGCAGACCUAAAGAGUAAGAUUAUGGAGAUUAGUAAAAACAGAGAUGAUAGAAUUGAAGAAUUAAAAUUAGAACUAGCCAGAGCAAACGAACUGUUAGGCGCUUCUGGUAAUCAAUCUCAACAAGUUGAUUCGUCAUUAUUUUCUUCUCCUGUUGCAAAUGCCAGUAAACUUCUACAGAGUGGUGUAACUCUAACUCAGGUCUACUCGGAAUACAUCUCUAUGCAAGAAAAGUUGCACUUGGAGCAGUUAAACAGCAAACGUUUAAAUGAUUAUAUAAAUGAAAUUCUAAAAGAACUUGAAGAUAAAGCUCCCUUACUGAAUAAACAAAAGCAAGACUAUCAAGAGGCUCUAGAGAAUGUUAAAAGCCUAACUGAGCAGCUUGAACAGGGUAGAGAGACUUGCGAAAAAUUCCAAGUAAAUGCUGAAGAUUAUCAAAGAAGAUAUGCUAAACUGUCGAGAGACAAUGAUCGCCUCAAGCAGGAAUGUAGGGAUCUGGCUACUCAAGUUAGAUGUCUAUUGAAAGAGUUGGAGGAGGCCCGGGGUGUGGUUGUUCCAAUGAAGGAACCAUAUCAUCAAUCUUUCUCCCCUCGUACAUUAAAUUCAUCGUCUAUUAUAUCGGAAAAUUUAGUAACCUUUAAGAACAUAUCGGAACUACAGGAACAGAACCAAAAAUUACUGGCUCUUGUUCGUGAGUUAUCAACUCAACAAGAAGAUGCUGAAAAAGCAGCCGUUGAUCAGAGAACUGGCGAAUUACAAAAGAAAUUAGAAGGUGCUCUGGAUGAGAUAACUAUUAUGAAGGAUACCAGACAAAAACAAGAAAAAAUGAUAAAGCUUGUUAUUGAACAAAGAGAUACUUUCAAACAAAUAUCAAUGGACCAAGCAGUAAAGAGUCCAUCGGGAAUGAAUACCUCUGAUACUGAAAUCUCGAAAGAAGGAAAGAAAAUGCUGAAGGAAGCUCAAGAAGAAUUUGCUGCAUAUAGAAAAGAAAAAUUCGAGAAUGAUAGAAUAAUCGGUGAAGAGCUGGAGAGAUAUAGAAAGGAGAGUACUGAAGCGAAAAUGAAGUGUGCUAGAUUGUCUUCGCAGCUAGAUCACGCCCAGGAACGAUCUAAAGCCAUUCAGAGCAAUGCUGACGGCUAUAAAAAAGAAUCUGAUAUUCUGAGAGAUAGAAAUAGUAAACUGUCGGAAAUGAUCGUGAAACACGAAACUGUCAUAUCUUCACUGAAAGAACAGUUAUUAUCAGUUCAAGGAAAACUUAGCACUUUGGAAAUUAGUAAUGAAAAUCUUCGCUCAGAGAGGGAUCAUUAUAAAUCUUCAGAAACGCAGCUUCGCAGGGAACAAGAUUCGUUAAUUGCCAACCAAAAAUCAAGAGAUGUUUUGCUGGCAAACCUCAACUCUCUUCAGGAGCGAUUAGAGAAGUCUGAAAUGGAAUCCAGAACGAAGUUGGAAAAGAAGGUCGAAAUGGCUGAAAGGGAAUCUAGAGAGUUGCGAAGGAAGUUAGAUGACGUAGACAACUCGCACCGAAGCUAUGUUAAAAUGCUACAGGGUCAAAUGGAAAGCAUGAAAGUUGAAAAGGAUGCUAUGUACGACUCACUUCAAAAAUCUCGAGAAGACUUGGCAAUUUCCCAAGAGAGGACUGUCGAGUCCUCUGGAGAUUCUCUGCGCAACGUUUCCACAACACAUCCAGUUAGGCAAUUUUACAAUUUAGAAGAGGAAGUCAAAGAACUACGGUACGAGUUAGAAGAAUCCAGAAGAAAACAGCAAGAAAUGGAAGAAAUGAUAUCAGUCAAUAAAAAUCAUGUAACUGAAUACAGAGAAUUGGCUGAAAAGUAUGAAAAGCAACUCAGUGAUCAGAACAACUCAGUUAAUGAAUUACAGAAGAGAUUAUCUGAAAAAUCAGAUGAACUCUCUAAUCUUCGCAGUGUUUUUGAAAAGUCCACUAAUGAUCUAAAUGAAGAAAAUAAGAGACUAUUGAAUGAAGUUUCAAAACUGUCAUCAUCUAACAGAAGAUCUAUGACGGAACUUGGCUCUGUUGAAUUGGAAACUGAAUUGUCUCAACUACGUCAACAAGUUGAAGAGCUUAAAAAUACAGAAAAACAAGCAAUAGAAGAUAGAGAUUCUCAACAGAAAAUAGCUGAAGAAUCACAGAAGAAAUUUGAAAAUGAGAUGCUACUGCACGCAUCUGACUUAAAAGCACUUCAAGUAGUUAAAGAACAGCUUGAAAAGAAAUCAGGUGAAUUGAAUCAUUUCGAACGACUUGCAAUUGAUGCUCAGAAGAAACUAGCAGAUCUAAAAGAUUCCUUCGUAAUUAAAGAAGCAAAAUUAUUAGAUAACAUUGUUAGACUACAAGACAGAGGAAAAGAAUUGCAGAACCAGAACGAUACACUCCAUAAAGAACUAGAGCAGAUUGGUGAGAAGUUGCUGACAAUGGAAUCUAAAUCAUCAAGCGUGUUGGCUCAUGGAGAAAUAUCUGAAAUGACUGCUGAAGAUAUUUCAACUUCACCAUCAAGUCAGGUUGUCGAAAUCAUUAGAUUUUUAAGAAGGGAAAAAGAAUUAGCAGAGAGAAAACUAGAAGCUUCCGCACAAGAAUGCGAAAGAAUUAGAAAGCAACUUCAAAUACAUACUGUUGACUUGGAGGAUGUAAAACAGAGUUUGAAAGAAGAAAUUGAAAAGAAUGAGAGUAAACAGCAGCAAGCAGCAGAACAUGCCGAACUGUUACAUAAAAUUGAGCAAUUGAAUUUACUGCAAGAUUCUAAUCGUCUAUUGCGAGAAGAAAAGGAACGCCUGCAAAGUCAACUAAAGGUUUGUCAUGAGAGAAUUCAGCAUCUCGAUAUGUCCAUACAACCUUUGGAGUCCAUGAAAAGAAUGUUAGAAGUUGAAAAAGAAACCCAAGGAGUUGAAAUUAAAAGUUUACGAGAAGAGGUUGCGAACUGGAAGGAAAGGGCAAAUAAGUUAAUCGAACGCUACAAUAAGACUGAUCCUGAUGAGCAAAAAAAAUUACUAGAAGAAAGAGAUACGCUAAAAAAAUCUAACUCGCAAUUAAUGGAAGAAUUGCAUAAACAUAAGGCAGAAUGUUCUGCUUUACGUUCUCAAUUAAACACAGCACAGGCUAACGUUCAAAAACUAGCAACUCAAUUGAAUCAAUUAAAGCAGGAAAUCGAGACAAAAACAAAAGAUAUGAAUAAAAUAAACGUUGAUUUAUCUCAAGCUCAAAAAGAGUUAAAUAGUAUUAAAACGACAUCUGAUGCCAAAGGAAGGGAAGUAGACUCUUACAAGCAGCUUUAUGAAAACUCAAAGCAGGAGUCUGAAAAUCUUAAGAAAGAAAAGGAAAAAACGGACUCCGAACUAAAGCAAGCUAUCGAUGAUAGGGACAAGGUCUCCAAGAAUAUUAUUCAAAUAAAAAAAUUAGCUCGAAAGUAUAAAACUCAAGCUGAUGAAUUAACUACAAAGGUUAAGUCAUUAGAUGCAGCAAAGGGUCAGACUGGCGAACCAGUAGAGGGCGAAAGAACGAAACUCCUGGAAGAGAAAGUUACUCAACUAGAAGCCGAACUUGAAGAAGCCAAAUCAGUGACGGAAGAAAAACAGAAAUUAAAAACCCAAUUAUCUGAUGCAAACGAAAAAUUGCAUGAUGCGGAAUCAAAAUACGGAGAUGUUGAUAAACUUAUGACAUCGAAGGAUACACAAAUUGGUGAAGCAAUGACUAAAAUUGAACAGCUAGAAAAGGAGAUUUCUGCCCUGCAAGAACAAUUGGCCAAAGCAGCUGCGGAGAAUGAGAAACUUCAAACCGAUCUUAAAAAUCAAAAGAGAAUAUUGAAAGGGGCUAAGAAGAAACUCAAUGAUGACAAGGUUGAAAUCGAUGAAAUGAAAGAGUAUAAAGUAUCAAUGGAAGGCAAAUUUAGUACUUUAGAAGCACAAAUUUCGUCUCUUGAAGGAGAAUUGUCUACCCAAAAGAACGCUCAAGAAGAAGUAGACGCAGCUUUGGUACAAGCUCAGGGAGAAAUUGGUCGUCUGAGCGAAGAAAAUACGGCUUUAAGAGAUAAAUUAAACAUGGGUCCCGGUACCUCUGUAACGAAAAAGCCUGCUCCUAAGCAAGCUCAGCCUGUCAAACCAGUCACUGUCGUAGCACGUCAACCUACAAUGCCGGUUGCCCGUCAAGUAGAAGCCAGAAUAAGGCCGAUAACGUCAGUAACGCCUACAGCUACCGUCAUCCCUAUGAGCGCUGUUACAGCGUCUCAUCAAGCUGAAUUAAAUACAGGGGAAACUGGUCAAGCAGUAUCUACAAGUUCGAUGGCAACUGCGGUGACGAGCGGAAAUUUAGUAACAACUGGCAGUCAUCAGCACUUCGUUGACGUGCCUCCUACUCUUAUCGGAACUACGCAGCCAACUUCCGAGCACGCCACUGUCGUGACGUCGGCAGCUAUAUCCGGUCAGGAGCAGACAGGCUUAGAGCAUGUCUCAACUAGUACAAAUACAUCGAAUAACGUUCUUAUCGAGUUGGCACCCUGUAUUCCGUCCACUUCUCACGAGCAGUCGUCAAAUGGCUCUAGCACUAUACCGACAGCCAGCAAAAGACCACGCGAAGAACCAACUAUAAGUACUGAUCCAGAACAUUUAGAAGGAGAAGAUUUAUCCAAUCAACCUAUUAUAAAGAAAGCUCGACAGGAAGAAGAAUCAGAAGAUAUUGAAGAAACAAACGAGGAAAACGAAGACUUAGCGUUAGCAGAAACUAGCGAUCAAGAAAAUGAACCUAUCGCCGGCGGUGAAAAUAUGGAGGAAAUCGGAGUGGAAAUCGAUGAAAAUCCUGAAGAGUCGGAAGGGGACGAGGGAAAAGACGAAGAAUUAGAUACUGUUAGUGCCGAUGAGCCAGAACAAAGUGAGGCAAUUGACACAGGUCGAUCGACAGAACAAGAAUAUCACUUAUCUCCGUCAUCUUCAACCAAUGAAGAAACAGCAAAUAUUUCUGAAAGGGUAGCACCAAGAGAAGCUGAUUCUGCAGAAGACGCUGGCUCUCAGCAGCCAGAGGCUACCGAAGAUGAUUCAGUAGAAGAAGGUCAACUUCAAGAAAGCGAGCAAAGUGACGAAACGAAGGAAGAAGAAGUUCACUCUCCUUCUCCUAGCAAACCUGGACCUUCUACUGAGGAACCUUCCUCAACUACUACUGUUCAACAACAACAACAACAGGAGCAGGUAUCAACAGGAAAACGUAUUCAGAAGAUCGUUUGGGGUGACAACAGCGCCACCUCUAGUAGCACUCCUCAACGUUCCACAGUCGUUACUCAGCCCAUUCCCCACAUCUCACCAAGUCCAGCUCGCGGUCAACAGAAAGCCAGAAGAUCGAUUCCCGUCCUUCCGGGAACAGCUCGGGGCAGUAAUAAUAAUUCACGCGGUCAAUCGCCGAAUCGAGGGGUGUCGGCUAGAGGUCGUGGUGGUCGAGGGAGAAGCAGGCCUUGGCGUGGAAUGUGA